Messenger RNA from Closterium sp. Naga37s-1, 480 nucleotides. The record is from the annotation of a GenBank genome assembly. Lineage: Eukaryota; Viridiplantae; Streptophyta; Zygnematophyceae; Desmidiales; Closteriaceae.
AUGCAAGUGUGCACACCGCGCGUCAUCCUCCACCCUCAACCCCUCGUGCACACCUUCGUGCCCUUUCCCCUCUCCCCCCCCCCGUCUCCUCCGUGCCCCCCAUUCACCCCUGCCCUCUCCGCUCCAUCCUUUGCCACGCAAGUGUGUGAGGACCGCGUACCCGCAGACCGCAUGGUGCUGCGCAAGCUGGCGCAGGACAUGCGCGACUGGCCGCGCCUACGGGUGAGUGGGGUUCCCUCCCACCUGUCUCCCCCACGCUUCUCCCCUAACCCUCUCUCCCACCCCUCCCCCACAACCUUCUCCCUUGCGCCUCUCACUAUCCCCUCUUCCGUCUCCAACACCACUCUCCAUCACCUUCUCCUCACCUCACCCCUCUUCACGCCACUGUGCCAGGAGGAGCCAGGCGUGGAGGAGGAGGCAGAGGGACCCGGAGGGCAGCGCAAGUCGCGGUACGCGCAGAUCACGGACGUGGGGCUGUAG